This is a messenger RNA of Chenopodium quinoa (quinoa), 3090 nucleotides long. RefSeq names its product serine/threonine-protein kinase EDR1-like. Gene Ontology annotation, biological process: protein phosphorylation. Lineage: Eukaryota; Viridiplantae; Streptophyta; Magnoliopsida; Caryophyllales; Amaranthaceae. The transcript is spliced from 17 exons. The record is from RefSeq and is a predicted model, not a curated record. Bases 444 to 2885 code for a protein of 813 amino acids. Gene Ontology annotation, molecular function: protein kinase activity; ATP binding.
UCUCUUUCUCUUUCUCAUACCAGCACGUGACUCACGUCCUCCCUCCCUUCCUACCCCACCCUUUUCUCUCUCCUCCAUUUCAAUUUUCUCACUUUCUUUCAGAUCAUCUUCAACAUUAACAAAUUAAUUCACUCUCUAAUAAAAUCGAAAUCAAUAAAUCUUCCAUUUUUCAUUUCUCUCUUCUUUCUUUUGGAUCCGACUACUGGGUUUUCUCAUCAAUCUUCCGAGUUUUACAUUUUUGCGCACUCUCAAUUCUCCAUUGAAGAAGCUUCUGAGUUUUCUCUCUCCAUUCAAACCAGAUUCUGAGGCUGUGUGCCUCAAGGUCAUGGGAUGCAAAAUUAAGCCAAUGAUUUGUUGUUUUGAUACGACAUCUGGAUGGGAAGGGGUUUUUAUGGGGUAAUAAGUGGGGGCGAAAUGGUUUUGCAUUCCAAAUAUUUGACAACAUGGAAGAGACACAUGAUGAUACUGGGCAAACAGAACUGGGGUCUUCUAAUUCUACCUGGUGGGAUUCAGAUUUUGUGGAAGAUUUUGGAUCGGUUUCUUUGACUUCUCAAGAACGCAAGGAAGCCAUUAGACACAAUGAGCAGGAUGAGCAGUUCUCUGAGACAGCAUCUCAGAUUCUCUGGAGCACUGGAGUGCUCUCUGAAGCUAUUCCAAAUGGCUUUUAUUCUGUUGUUCCGGAUAAGAAGCUUAAGGAGAUGUUUGAUCGUCUUCCUACGCUAGAUGAGCUUUCUACUUUGGAAGCUGACGGCCUCAGGGCUGAUAUAAUUCUUGUAGAUGCCCAGAGGGAUAAGAAACUUCAUAUGUUAAAGCAACUUAUAACGGCUUUAGUUAAAGGAUUAAACUCAAAUCCGGCUGCUAUAAUAAAGAAGAUUGCUGGAUUGGUUUCUGAUCUCUAUAAACGUCCUAAUUUGGAAUCCAGUCCUGUGAAGUCUCUUCUAGAGGAAGCUUCUCAAGGUUCCAUGUCUCGUGGGGUUCAGUUGCUUGGUCAAAUAAAAAAUGGUUCAUGUCGUCCUCGUGCAAUUUUAUUCAAAGUUCUGGCAGAUACUGUUGGUCUAGAGAGUAAGCUUAUGGUGGGAUUGCCCAAUGAUGAAAGAAUUGAGUGUGCAGAUUCAUCUAAGCAUAUGUCUGUGGUAGUAGUAUUGAAUUCAGUGGAACUUCUGGUUGAUCUCAUGAGGUUUCCUGGUCAACUGAUUCCUCGAUCUACCAGGGCUAUUUUUUUAACCCAUAUUUCCGCAGCAGGGGAGAGUGACUCUGCAGAAAAUGAUUCUUGUGACUCUCCACUUGAGCCCAACAGUCCUAUGUGUGGAUUUUCUGAAAGAGUUGAUCAAGAAAGUGCAGAGAAAGAUGAUACUGGUCAAUUCGCGAGGAGGUUUGAUAUGAAUGCUGCUGGUCCUUCGCUGCAAAAUAGAGUGCUUAGAACUGCUACUCUUGAAAGAAGAUUGAGUUUAUCACAUAGUGAACCGAACAUCGCGACUACAUUUUGGAGACGGAGUCGGAGGAAGGUCAUUGCUGAACAGCGGACUGCUAGUUCAAGUCCUGAGCAUCCUUCACUUCGCGCGCGAGGUCGGUCAAUGCUUGGUGGUGAAAGAAAAACCUUUAGAGAUUUUGCUGAUGAUGCUGAUUCAUCAAGAUCAGUUGGUGUACCAACAUCUGAAGCUCGUAGAUUACGACGAAGGAGCAUCAGCAUCACCCCAGAAAUUGGUGACGAUAUCGUGAGGGCUGUGCGAGCAAUGAAUGAGACGUUGAAGCAAAACCGUAUUUUGAGAGAUCGGGGUGAGGACAGGUCUCUUCCCACUUCGCCCAGCAGUACUAACGCUGGUGUCAAUCCUGAGACAAAUGCUUCUGAUUUCCGUCUUGGGAAUCGAGAUGAAAUUUCUGGGGCCAGAUCUGCUUUAUAUGCUCUGCAUGGGGAGCAAAGUACUCAAAAAGCUGUAUCACUACCAUCAUCUCCUCAUCAAUACAUGAGUCGAACCUUAGAAAGGAAUAUGACAUCAGGACAGGCUCCAAGUGAUGAAAUGGUGUCAACAUGGAAUAAAAUUUUGGAAGCGCGCAUGUAUCGUGACAAAUCCCUGCUUCCUUAUGAUGAAUGGAAUAUUGAUUUUUCUGAGUUGACUGUUGGAACUCGUGUUGGAAUCGGAUUCUUUGGGGAAGUUUUUCGAGGAAUAUGGAAUGGGACGGAUGUUGCCAUCAAAUUGUUUUUAGAGCAGGAUCUGACUUCUGAAAACAUGGAGGACUUCUGCAAUGAAAUAGCUAUUCUUAGCCGCCUUCGACACCCAAAUGUUAUUUUGUUUCUUGGUGCUUGCACAAAACCACCACGCUUAUCAAUGGUCACAGAAUACAUGGAAAUGGGUUCUUUGUAUUAUCUGAUCCACCUGAGUGGUCAGAAGAAGAAGCUUAGCUGGCGGAGGAGAUUAAAAAUGCUACGUGAUAUAUGCAGAGGGUUGAUGUGCAUACACCGAAUGAAGAUUGUUCACCGUGAUUUGAAGAGUGCUAACUGUCUUGUGAACAAACAUUGGACAGUAAAGAUAUGUGAUUUUGGAUUGUCAAGGAUAAUGACAGACUCACCCAUCGGAGACUCUUCAUCUGCUGGAACUCCUGAAUGGAUGGCUCCUGAACUCAUACGGAAUGAACCUUUUACAGAAAAGUGUGACAUAUUUAGCCUUGGUGUCAUCAUGUGGGAGCUCUGUACUCUGAGCAGGCCUUGGGAAGGUGUACCACCGGAAAAGGUGGUUUAUGCCGUUGCAAAUGAGGGUUCACGUUUAGAAAUUCCCGAAGGACCUCUUGGUCGGCUCAUUACAGAUUGUUGGGCAGAACCACAUGAACGACCAAACUGCAAGGAGAUACUUUCCCGCUUGCUUGACUGCGAAUAUGCACUUUGCUAAUUCACAUCCUUGUAUAGCGAGAGAAUGUUAGUUGAGGAAUAGAGUUGUCACCAUUAUUAUCAUGUUUCCGGCUCUCUUUGUUGUAAACUUAGUUGAUGAUAUUUCAAAUUUUGAAAUGGAAAAAGGGGAGAAUAUAAUUUGAAUUGCGAAGAGAAUUACAUCUUAGAGAAUUUCACAUCAGCAGUAAACUGUUGAAAGAGUUACA